Messenger RNA from Drosophila sulfurigaster albostrigata, 2594 nucleotides. RefSeq names its product vacuolar protein sorting-associated protein 33A-like. NCBI's taxonomy places the organism in Eukaryota, Metazoa, Arthropoda, Insecta, Diptera, Drosophilidae. Gene Ontology annotation, cellular component: CORVET complex; lysosome. The record is from RefSeq and is a predicted model, not a curated record. Gene Ontology annotation, biological process: vesicle-mediated transport; intracellular protein transport.
CUGCGCAGGCCCAAAUCAGCUGUUUUGCUUGGCCACAGUAAUGAGUGAGCGCUCGGUCGGUACGUGGGCGUUGCAAGUUGCAGUUACAGCUAGAACUGGAGAGUUUGCCACCCACCCAGAAAAAGCGAAUAGAAAAGCAAAAGGAACAUCUCGCCAUCCACAACGACGGCUGCAAAGUCGCUCGCUCGCAGAUAAACAGUGUAAACAACAACAAAACAAACAUAGCAAAUUAUGUUUCCUCACUUGAAGAGUGACCGCGUCAAUCUGCAACUGCUGCAGGAGUCCGCAUGCCGCGAGCUGGUGCAACAGCUCGACGCCAUACAUGGCUCCAAAGUGAUUGUGCUGGACGAGGCAAUGAUUGGGCCACUCGGUCUGGUGACCAAACCGAAUCUCUUCAGGGAGCGCUCUAUUGAUUUGUUGCCCCUUAAGCCGGAGAUGCGUUUCCCCAAGGAGCUAAGCAACAUUGUGUACAUUGUGCGGCCACAGGUGGCACUCAUGGAUCAGCUGGUUGCGCAUGUGAAAACCAACAGUCAACAUGGCCGGCAAUUUCACAUUCUCUUCGUGCCACGGCGCUCGUGUCUGUGCAUCAAGCAGCUGGAGAACAAAGAGGUGAUGGGCGCAUUUGGACGGCUUGAGGAGUUGCCCUGGAACUUUCUGCCCCUCGAUGCGGAUGUGGUGAGCAUGGAAAUGCUGCAUGCAUAUCGUGAUGUCAGCAUCGAUGGCGACACCACUGCACUGUAUCAGGCGGCCAUUGGAUUGGUGCAACUGCAGCGUCUCUACGGACGCAUACCCAAGAUCUAUGGCAAGGGUGUGCAGGCGCAGCUGGUGUGGGAUCAUGCCAAGCAGCUGGCCAUCGAUGAGAAGUCACUGUACAACGGCGAUAAGGGCGCCAUCGAUCAGCUCAUUCUGUUGGAUCGUGGCAUCGAUCUUCUGUCGCCGCUGGCCACCCAAUUAACAUACGAGGGACUGAUUGAUGAGUUCUAUGGCAUACGACAGAAUCAACUGACGCUCCCCGCUGAGCAUUUUCCCUCCUACAAUGCAGUCAAUUCGUCGUCCACAGCUGCGACUGCUGUCCGUGCUGCUGAGGAGUCGGAACGCUUGCUGUCGGACAGAGGACAGCGGAAGACGCUGAUGCUGCACUCGGGCGAGGAGUUGUAUGCGGAGUUGCGCAACAAGAACUUUAACGAGGUGCGCAUGCUGCUCGUGCGCAAGGUGAAGGAAAUCCAGGAGCAGAUGAAUUUGAAUUCCCAGCAGCAAUCGGUGCAGGAGAUCAAGAGCUUUGUCGAGCGUAUGCCACAGAUGCUGGAACAGAAGCGUGCCACCUCGGAUCACACAGCCAUCGCGGGUCUGAUCGAUGAGCAACUGAAGAGCUAUGCCUUCAACGAUGACCUCGCCGCCGAGCAGGAGUUCAUGGUGUGUGCGGACAUCGACAAGUCGAGCUCGUACAUUGAGGAUCUCAUUGCUCGCCACUCGGAGCUGCACAAUGUGCUGCGCCUGAUUUGUCUGCAGUGCGCCGCCGCCUCCGGUUUCAAGGAGCGUGUGCUCAACCAUUACAAGCGCGAACUGGCCCACGUCUAUGGGCUGGAGGUGCUGCUGACCAUCAGUAAUUUGGAGAAGGCGGGUCUGCUGCAUGCCCAGACCGAAUCGCGUGCUUACGCCGUGCUGCGCAAGACACUUCACCUGACCGUGGACGACAGCGUCGAGGUGAAUCCCAAGGACAUCAGCUACGUGCACAGCUUCUAUGCUCCGUUGACCGCUCGCCUCGUCGAGCACUCGCUGAAGCCGCUUGGCUGGCAGUCGCUCAAGAGCCAGAUCAACAAUCUGCCCGGCCCGACGUUCGAGGACUUCCGCGCUCUAAUUGGCAUCGGGGGACGUCAUGGAGGCGGCGGCACGCCCAGCGAGACAUCGCUAUUGCAUGCGCGACGUGUGGUGCUCGUGCUCUUCGUGGGCGGCUGCACGUUUGCGGAGAUUGCGGCGCUGCGAUUCUUGGCGGCGCAGGAGGACAACAAUGUGCAGUUUCUGAUUGCGACAACGAAGAUCAUCAAUAAGCGCACGUUCCUCGAGAGCGUGAUGGGAUCGUGAAGGCAGCGCCUCAGUCGCCUGGAGGCGCAUCGCUUGUCCGUCAGCUGCGGCAUGUCGCGGGGUCGCAACGCCUCCAUCCCGUUGAAGCCAUGACCAAAAAUGUGCCAGCCAAAGCAGCCCAAACAGCGCAGUGCUGGCUACAAACCCAAGCCGAUGACGACAGUAAAGCAACCGAUGCCAGAGUAGACCACCACACAUAGAAGAUGUCUGCUCUAAAUUAUAUAUAUAUAUAUAUACACACAAACAUAUAUAAAUAGAUAUAUUCUGUGUGUAUAAAUGUUAUUUUUCUAUACACAACGCGAAGAUUCGAUAACGGCAUAUAAUAAUUCUUAUUAUUAAUCAACUAUUUAUGUAUAUCCAGAUUAUAGAUGAUAACUCCUAUAUAUCAUAUAUGUCAUACUAUAUAUUUUAUAUGUGUACAGUUUGAAUGGGGCUCUUGCAACUCGCGAUUUGUAGAUACAACCUCUCUAGAUGUUAUUACAGAUACUACAUAAAUAUAACCAUGAAAUCCC